GGCGCAGCGCGGCGUUCGCGGUUGCUGCCUGGGAGGGAGGCCGGGCAGGCGGCGGAGCGGCGCGGCUCUCAACCUGACGGGGAAGUGGCCCGGGCGGCUGCGGCUGACUGCCCCGGGACGGGCGGACGGUCCGACGACGGAGGCGGGGGCUAGGAGCCGAGCCCGGCAGCCUAGAGAGCGAGCGGGUCAGGCUCAGCGGCGGCCACCCUGUCGGUCCGCUGAAUGAAGUGCCCGCCCCGCUGAGCCCCGAGUCCGGCGCUUUCCCCGCAAGAUGGACGGUUUUGCCGGCAGUCUCGAUGAUAGUAUUUCUGCUGCAAGUACAUCUGAUGUUCAAGAUCGCCUCUCAGCUCUUGAGUUACGAGUUCAGCAACAAGAAGAUGAAAUCACUGUGCUAAAGGCAGCUUUGGCUGAUGUUUUGAGGCGUCUUGCAAUCUCUGAAGAUCAUGUAGCCUCAGUGAAAAAAUCAGUUCCAAGUAAAGGCCCUCCAGGCCUUCGAGAAGCUAUUUCUAUGUCCUGUAUUACCAACGGGAGCGGUGCAAACAGAAAGCCAAGCCACACCAGCUCUGUCGCAAUUGCAAGAAAAGAAACUCUUUCAUCUGCUGCUAAAAGUGGUACAGAAAAAAAGAAAGAAAAACCACAAGGACAGAGAGAAAAAAAAGAGGAAUCUCAUUCUAAUGAUCAAAGUCCACAAAUUCGAGCAUCACCUUCUCCCCAGCCCUCUUCACAGCCUCUCCAAAUACACAGACAAAAUCAAGAAAGCAAGAAUUCUACUCCCACCAAAAGCAUAAAACGACCACCUACAGUUGAAAAGUCACAUAAUUCAUGGGAAAAUUCAGAUGAGAGUCGUAAUAAAUUAUUGAGAGCAGUUUCAACAUCAAAAUUAAUAUCAAAAGUUAUAAAAAAUACAGACAAGCAUAAAGAUGUCAUCAUCAACCAAGAAGGAGAAUAUGUUAAAAUGUUCAUGCGAGGUCGGCCAAUUACAAUGUUCAUUCCUUCUGAUGUUGAAAACUAUGAUGACAUCAGAACAGAACUGCCUCCUGAGAAGCUGAAACUGGAGUGGGUAUACGGUUAUCGAGGAAAGGACUGUCGCGCUAAUGUUUACCUUCUUCCUACCGGAGAAAUAGUGUAUUUCAUAGCAUCAGUAGUAGUACUAUUUAAUUAUGAGGAGAGAACUCAGCGACACUACCUGGGUCACACAGACUGUGUGAAAUGCCUUGCUAUACAUCCUGACAAAAUUAGGAUUGCAACUGGACAGAUAGCUGGAGUGGAUAAAGAUGGAAGGCCUCUGCAACCCCAUGUCAGAGUGUGGGAUUCAGUUAGUUUAUCCACACUGCAAAUUAUUGGACUUGGGACCUUUGAGCGUGGAGUAGGAUGCCUGGAUUUUUCAAAAGCAGAUUCAGGUGUUCAUUUAUGUGUUAUUGAUGACUCCAAUGAGCAUAUGCUUACUGUGUGGGAUUGGCAGAAAAAAUCAAAAGGAGCAGAAAUAAAGACAACAAAUGAAGUUGUUUUGGCUGUGGAGUUCCAUCCAACAGAUGCAAAUACCAUAAUAACAUGUGGUAAAUCUCAUAUCUUUUUCUGGACCUGGAGUGGCAAUUCACUAACAAGAAAACAGGGAAUUUUUGGGAAAUAUGAAAAACCAAAAUUUGUGCAGUGUUUAGCAUUCUUGGGGAAUGGAGAUGUUCUUACUGGCGACUCAGGUGGAGUCAUACUUAUAUGGAGCAAAACUACUGUAGAACCCACCCCUGGGAAAGGGCCUAAAGGUGUUUAUCAGAUCAGCAAACAAAUCAAAGCUCAUGAUGGCAGUGUGUUCACACUUUGUCAGAUGAGAAAUGGAAUGUUAUUAACUGGAGGAGGGAAAGACAGAAAAAUAAUUCUGUGGGAUCAUGAUCUGAAUCCUGAAAGAGAAAUAGAGGUUCCUGAUCAUUAUGGAACAAUCAGAGCUGUAGCGGAAGGAAAGGCAGAUCAAUUUUUAGUAGGCACAUCACGAAAUUUCAUUUUACGGGGAACAUUUAAUGAUGGCUUCCAAAUAGAAGUGCAGGGUCAUACAGAUGAGCUUUGGGGUCUUGCCACACAUCCCUUCAAAGAUUUGCUCUUGACGUGUGCUCAGGACAGACAGGUGUGCAUGUGGAACUCAGUGGAACACAGGCUAGAAUGGACCAGGCUCGUAGAUGAACCAGGACACUGUGCAGAUUUUCAUCCAAGUGGCACAGUGGUGGCCAUAGGAACGCACUCAGGCAGGUGGUUUGUUCUAGAUGCAGAAACCAGAGAUCUAGUUUCUAUCCACACAGAUGGGAAUGAACAACUCUCAGUGAUGCGCUACUCAGUAGAUGGCACCCUCCUGGCGGUAGGAUCUCAUGACAACUUUAUUUACCUCUAUGUAGUCUCAGAAAAUGGAAGAAAAUAUAGCAGACAUGGAAAGUGCACUGGACAUUCCAGCUAUAUCACACACCUUGACUGGUCCCCAGACAACAAGUAUAUAAUGUCUAACUCAGGAGACUAUGAGAUAUUGUACUGGGACAUUCCAAAUGGCUGCAAACUAAUCAGGAAUCGAUCAGAUUGUAAGGACACCGAUUGGACAACAUAUACCUGCGUACUAGGCUUUCAAGUCUUUGGUGUCUGGCCAGAAGGAUCCGACGGGACCGAUAUCAAUGCACUGGUGCGAUCCCACAACAGGAAGGUGAUCGCUGUUGCUGAUGACUUCUGCAAAGUUCAUCUGUUUCAGUAUCCCUGCUCCAAAGCAAAGGCUCCCAGUCACAAGUACAGUGCCCACAGCAGCCAUGUCACCAAUGUCAGUUUUACUCAUAAUGACAGUCACCUGAUUUCAACUGGUGGAAAAGACAUGAGCAUCAUUCAGUGGAAACUUGUAGAAAAGUUAUCUUUGCCUCAAAAUGAGAUUGUAGCUGAUGGUACUCUAACCAAAGCCCCCAUCUCUUCCAUCGAAAGUGUCAUGCAGUCUGACACUCCCACACCACCUCCUUCCCAGCCCUUAAAUGAGACAGCUGAAGAAAGUAGAAUAAGCAGUUCUCCCACACUUCUGGAGAACAGCCUGGAACAGACUAUGGAGCCCAGUGAGGACCACAUCGAGGAGCAGAAUGAAGGGGUCAGUGAAGAGCUCAGUGAGCCUAUGUAUGAGGAGCCAUCCACUCGGAGUGAAGCCAUUCUUACCGAGGACCAGCAAGACCCCUCACUCCUGUCUUAACAGCAGGACUUCAGUGCAACUCUCUCCUCCUUCAGCUUCAUGUGAUCUCGUGACAGAGUUCAGGUAACAGGCUGGG
Molecule: messenger RNA, 3275 nt
Organism: Odobenus rosmarus divergens (Pacific walrus)
Lineage: Eukaryota; Metazoa; Chordata; Mammalia; Carnivora; Odobenidae
Gene: EML4
Product: echinoderm microtubule associated protein like 4
Exons: 23
Coding region: 272-3199 (975 amino acids)
Biological process (GO): microtubule cytoskeleton organization
Cellular component (GO): mitotic spindle
Molecular function (GO): microtubule binding
Source: RefSeq, a predicted model, not a curated record